Messenger RNA from Funneliformis caledonium, 199 nucleotides. NCBI's taxonomy places the organism in Eukaryota, Fungi, Glomeromycota, Glomeromycetes, Glomerales, Glomeraceae. The record is from the annotation of a GenBank genome assembly.
CUUUGAUAAUUCAACUAGCGAUACUGAUGAUAAUGAAAAAGCUCAAUUUGAAAACCUGUCCAAUGAUUUUCAAAUCUCUGAAAAUGAUCAAAUUAAUCAAAUGCUAUUACAACAUCAACGUCGUAUUACAAUGAAGUGUAAUAUUCCAAACUGUCUUGAUGCAAACCAAUUAAUAAUUGAAAAUGAAGAAUUUGAAUAA